UCCGGGUUUAGCCGGCAGUGCAGCCAUUUGUGUGUGUGUGUAUGUGUGUGUGUGUGUGUGUGUAUGUGUGUGUGUGUGAGUGCGUGUGAGUGUGUGUGUGUGUGUAUGUGUGUGAAGGCGUCUUCUGUGGCUCGGCUUUGUGCCUGGGCUCAGUCUACACGGAGCGACCUGGCGGAUGCUGACUCGAGGUGGAGGCCAGACCCCCGCCACUCGAGUCAAGUCGGAUGUGCUUCAGGAUCGGGGAAGGAAGCGGUGAGCCCAAUUUCGUUCUGACGCUGAGUCGUGAGCGGCUCAGACCCGCCCCGAUCCUCACAACGGGCUCACGGACGUCCAGCUUGGCACCACACCACACCUGGAAGAGACCAUGGAGCAGCAAGAUGAUGAGUCCCUGGAGUCCCUGCAGGCCUGUGUAGAGAACUUUGUUCUACCCCAAGAGAUGAUCAUUGAAGUGGAUGGAGAAGAUGCUGGGUCACUGGACAUCAUGCCUCAGGAAAGCACAGACUUCAAGAUUGUGACAGUGGAUCUUACAGAGGAGGGACAGAGCAAGUGGAGCAAUGCCCAGAGAAUCCCAGAGAAAACUGUGAUCCUGGAAGGCCACAGGGACCUAUGGGACUUGCCAGCUGUACAUGGAACAGAAGAAACAACCUCAAAGCAGACAGUCUUUGAUGAAGAACCGUCUCAUGGAUUGAAGCUAGAAGGGUUGGCAAGAGACAAUCCUUGGCUAUCAUCUUGUGAAGAAGUCCGUGGCUGUAAGGAGCAGUUGGAGAAACAACAGAACAAGCAAGAGGAGGUAGCCUUUACCCAGGGUAGAGCCGGUUCCGCUGAUACUGUCUACAGGAGUCAUGACCUUGACAGGAGUUGCCUGAGUACCAGUGGGCCUUCAUUCCCCAUGAUACCCCUCGGAAACCAUUUUCAUAAACAGGUGCCAUGUGUUAAAAAGUUACAGGGUGAUACUGUUGCAAACAGUCACCAAAAGAUCAGCGAUAACUCGGAUCUCCUUGAGGAUGACAAAUCUGGGGAAGUUCCUCAGAGCAUUCAUCCCUCUCAGUUUAUAAGAACCCCACAAGGAGAUAAAGCCUAUGAAUUUAACGGUCGUGUUCAACCUUUUGGCCGAGGUACACCCCUAAACCUAAAUGAGAAGGUUCGUUUGGAAGGUAAAACCUUUGGCUUUAAAGGGCGCGGGCAAGUUUUAAACCGUAACAUAGUCCUCAGUGAGCAACAGAAGCUUCUCGUUAAAGAGGGCCAGUAUAAAUGUAGUAAAGCGGCCCCAAGUCCAUCUCUUCCUCAAAACAUGAGAAACUACUCUGAGGAGAAGCGCUUUGAAUGUAAGUACUGUGGCAAAUCCUUCAGCUGGAGCUCGCAUCUCAUUGCACACCAAAGAACCCACACAGGGGAAAAGCCGUACAAAUGCAAUUUGUGUGGGAAGUUCUUCACCAGGAGCUCACAUGUUGUUUCUCAUCAGAGGAUUCAUACUGGAGAGAAACCUUACAGGUGCAAUCUAUGUGGGAAGUCCUUUACGCAGAGAUACGUCCUUGUGGUACAUCAAAGAACUCACACUGGCGAGCGGCCUUAUGAGUGCACCCAGUGUGGGAAGUCCUUCCGCCAGAGCUACAAACUCAUCGCACAUCAAAGAACCCACACAGGAGAGAAGCCAUACGAAUGUACCCAGUGUGGGAAGUCAUUCAUCCAGAGUUACAAGCUCAUUGCACAUCAGAAAAUUCAUUCUGGGGAAAAACCUUAUGAGUGCAGUCACUGUGGCAAGUCCUUCAGUCAAAGCUAUAAGCUUGUUGCACACCAGAGGACUCACACAGGAGAGAAACCCUUUGAGUGUAAUUACUGUGGGAAAUCAUUCAGCUGGAGCUCCCAGCUGGUGUCUCAUCAAAGAACCCACACAGGAGAGAAACCUUAUGAGUGUAAUGAAUGUGGGAAAUCAUUCAAUCGCAGCUCGCACCUUGUCAUGCAUCAGAGAACUCAUACUGGAGAGAAGCCGUAUCAGUGUAAGCAGUGCGGGAAAUCCUUCAGUCAGAGCUACGUACUUGUUGUUCAUCAGAGGACACACACUGGGGAAAAGCCUUACGAGUGUGGCCAGUGUGGGAAGACGUUCAGGCAGAGCUCCUGCUUCACUCAGCAUCAGAGGACUCACACUGGAGAGAAGCCCUAUGAGUGUAAUCAGUGUGGGAAGACAUUCAGCCUAAGUGCCCGGCUUAUCGUCCACCAGCGAACUCACACUGGGGAAAAGCCCUACAAGUGCAGCCAGUGUGGGAAAGGCUUCAGUCACAGAUCGGUUCUUAAUGUUCAUCAGAGAAUCCACACUGGAGAGAAGCCAUACAAGUGUGAGGAGUGUGGGAAGGACUUCAGCCGGAGUGCCUACCUUCAAGCCCACCAGAGAGUUCACACUGGAGAGAAGCCAUACAAGUGUGAGGAAUGUGGGAAGGGCUUCAGCCGAAAUGCAUACCUGCAAGGCCACCAGAGAGUUCACACUGGAGAGAAACCAUACAAGUGUGAGGAGUGUGGGAAGGGCUUCAGCCGGAGUUCACACCUGCAAGGCCACCAGAGAGUUCACACAGGAGAGAAACCGUACAAGUGUGAGGAGUGUGGGAAGAGCUUCAGCUGGAGCUUUAAUCUUCAAAUUCAUCAGCGGGUUCACACCGGAGAGAAACCCUAUAAAUGUGGAGAAUGUGGCAAAGGCUUCAGUAAGGCCUCAACUCUCUUGGCCCACGAGAGAGUACACACAGGAGAGAAACCUUACCAGUGUCAUGACUGUGGCAAGAACUUUAGUCAGAAAUCUUACCUUCAAAGCCAUCAGAGUGUCCACUCUGGAGAGAGACCAUACAUAUGUGAGGUGUGUGGGAAGGGCUUCAGUCAGAGAGCGUAUCUACAAGGUCACCAGAGAGUCCACACUCGAGUGAAACCAUAUAAAUGUGAGGUGUGUGGGAAGGGCUUCAGUCAGGGUUCACGCCUUGAGGCACACCGGAGGGUCCACACAGGAGGAAAACCAUUCAAAUGUGAGACCUGCACAAAGGGAUUCAGUGAGAGUUCCCGCCUCCAGGCACAUCAGAGGAUCCAUGCAGAAGGAAGACCCUACAAAUGUGACCAGUGUGGUAAGGGCUUCAGUGGCUAUUCCAGUCUCCAAGCCCAUCACCGAGUCCACACUGGAGAGAAGCCGUACAAAUGUGAGGUGUGUGGGAAGGGCUUCAGUCAAAGAUCGAAUCUCCAAGCUCAUCAGCGCUUGCACACAGGGGAGAAACCUUACACGUGUGAUGCAUGUGGUAAGGGUUUCCGUUGGAGCUCAGGCCUUCUGAUACAUCAAAGGGCCCAUAGCAGUGAUAAGUUCUGUAGGAGUGGGGAGUACAGGAGCAGUUAUCUGCCUGAGAACCUAUGCAGAAACGAAGGCCUGUAAAAUGCCCUUCUGUUGUGUUAAUGGAGACAUACUGUUUGUACCCACCGUGAACACUGAUGGUGGCUAGGAAAGGACACAGCAGAGAGCUCUAAUGAAAGGGCUCUACUGAGAGUUUUCGAAACCUCAGCAAGCUAUGGUGGAGAACCAAGAACUCCCAACACCACAUAGUUCAGCAGGGAUUAACAACAACAACAAACAAAAAAAAUGAUAUCUAUGUCCACUAGAACAUAACCUGGUGAUAGAGGAAACUGUCCAUUGCCAAGGCUGCGGGAGUGUGACUGGAGAGAUGGCUCAGCGUGACGAACACUGGCUGCUUUGGAAGAGGACCACGCGGCAGCUAUCUGACACCUUCAUGGUGCCCAGAUGUAUGUGCAGGCAAGAAACUCAUAUACAGAAAAAUGAAUAAAUAAAAUUGAUCCAUACUCCUUUAUAACUUAAAGAUUUAGUCAGUGCUGUUUGCUCUAUGAGUGAAAAUAUGCAAAGAAACAACAUUUGAAACUAAGUUUAUUUCAAAAUGGAUUAGGAGAGAUCUUAUCAAGGUAUACAAGAUAUCUUGUCUUAUAUCAGUGCAAAUAAAUGAGUUCCAUUUGAAAUGUAGGACCUUCAGGAAUAUUUUCAUCUGCAAUAACCACCGUUUGGUUAGUUAGCAUCCUCUU
Mastomys coucha (southern multimammate mouse) is the source of this 4056-nucleotide messenger RNA. RefSeq names its product zinc finger protein 112-like. Gene Ontology annotation, biological process: regulation of transcription by RNA polymerase II; positive regulation of reciprocal meiotic recombination. Lineage: Eukaryota; Metazoa; Chordata; Mammalia; Rodentia; Muridae. The transcript has 6 exons. The coding region runs from base 365 to 3400 and encodes 1011 amino acids. Gene Ontology annotation, cellular component: chromosome; nucleus. Gene Ontology annotation, molecular function: chromatin insulator sequence binding; recombination hotspot binding; histone H3K4 methyltransferase activity. The record is from RefSeq and is a predicted model, not a curated record.